AUGGCUCGACAAUAUCUUAAAUCCCGCGCCAGUCCCUCAGACACGACGCAGUCAUCCUCCAUCAACGUAUCCGCCGUCGUGGAGGAGGUGAUUAGCGCAGUCCGCGCAGACGGCGACGCUGCUGUUAGAAAGUACUCCGCGAAAUUCGACAAAUGGUCACCAGAGAACUUCAAGCUAUCCAAAGCCGAAAUUGAGGCUGCGAUAGCUAUGUGUCCUGAGCAGACCAUCGAGGAUAUCAAGGAGGUACAGAAAAACGUGCGGGCUUUCGCAGAAGCACAGAAGAACUCCUUGAGAGACUUUGAAAUUGAAAUUCAGCCUGGAGUGCACCUCGGGCAGAAGAAUGUACCCAUCAAUACCGUCGGCGCGUACAUCCCAGGCGGCCGCUACCCGCUCCUCGCAUCAGCACACAUGACAAUCCUUACCGCCAAAGUCGCCGGCGUAAAGCACGUCAUCGGCUGUACACCCCCGAUCAACGGCGAGAUCCCGUAUAGCACGGUCGCAGCCAUGCACCUGGCAGGGGCAGACGAGAUAUUCCUUCUGGGAGGCGUUCAAGCAGUGGCCGCCAUGGCAGUGGGUACCGAGACAAUACGUAAAGUUGAUUUCCUCGCCGGCCCUGGAAACCGCUUCGUGGCCGAGGGCAAGCGACAACUGUUUGGCGAAGUCGGCAUUGACCUCUUUGCGGGUCCCACCGAGAUCCUCAUCCUGGCGGACGAGACGGCUGAUCCGUUUACGGUGGCUACGGACUUGAUCUCUCAGGCCGAGCAUGGACCGGAUACUCCCGCUGUGUUGAUUACGACGUGUCCCAAGGUUGGGCGGAAGACCAUUGAGAUCGUCAAUAAGCUGCUUUCUGCGACGGACCUGUCAACCGCAGACGUGGCGAAAGCCUCAUGGGAUGCGUUUGGGGAGGUCAUUGUUGUGGAUACUAUGGAUGAGCUCUGGGAGCUGGGCGAUCAUUAUGCAAGUGAACAUGUCCAAGUGUUUACCAAGAAUCCCAGAGCUGCCUUGACUAAAAUGACCAAUUACGGGGCGCUGUUCCUGGGAGAGAACACAUGCGUAUCGUAUGGUGAUAAGGUAAUCGGAACGAACCAUGUCCUCCCCACUCGGACGACUGCUCGAUACACUGGUGGUUUGUGGGUCGGCAAGUAUCUGAAAACAUGCACUUACCAAGAAGUAACUUCGCCGGAAGCCAGUGGAAGGCUCGGACGGUUGUGUGGACGAGCUGCUCGAGCUGAGAGGUUUGAGGCUCAUGCGCGAUCUGGUGAUCUACGGGCCAACAGACAUAUGGAAGACGAUAUUGAGUGGAUUAGAAAGGUCUGA
Molecule: messenger RNA, 1317 nt
Organism: Aspergillus pseudotamarii
Lineage: Eukaryota; Fungi; Ascomycota; Eurotiomycetes; Eurotiales; Aspergillaceae
Product: histidinol dehydrogenase family protein
Exons: 3
Coding region: 1-1317 (438 amino acids)
Biological process (GO): L-histidine biosynthetic process
Cellular component (GO): cytoplasm
Molecular function (GO): histidinol dehydrogenase activity; metal ion binding; NAD binding
Source: RefSeq, a predicted model, not a curated record